GUAUCACGCAGAGAGUUCCUCCCUCCCUCCUCCCUUCUCAUUUCACACUGACUUCCUCACCUCUCUCCCCUGCCCGCCCUUUCCACUGCGCGCACAGCGUACUGUUCCCACUUUCAUCAUCAGAAUGUCGAAGGUAUACUCGAUUGUAAUGAAAGUGAGAUUGGACUGUCCUACUUGUCAGAAGAAGAUCACCAAAGCAUUAUGCUCCGUUUGUAUUUGUGAUUUGCAGACCAAGAACUUCGAUGAGAAGGAGAACACGGUGACAAUCACGGGGACGUUCGAUCCCGAGAAGUUCAUGAAGAAGAUCAGCCGCAAGGUUGGCAAGUUUAUCCUCAGUUACGAAGUGAACGAGAUAAGUGUGAAGAAAGAAGCGAGGGCGCCUAAGAAGGAGACGGCGGCAAAAGGAGAGAAACCAGCGGAGGACAAGAAGAAGGCCAAGAACGACGACAAGGAUGACGACAAAAAGAAAGGAGAUGACAAGAAAAAAGAUCCAGCACCUAAGGCUGAUGAUAAAGAGCCAGAGAAGUCAGCACCCAAACCAGCCGCUCCAGCGGCAGCAAUGAUAGAGACGCCGGCGGUCGCCACUGAGGUGUACUCGAUUCCGGCGAUCGGCGCACCGGCUAGCUGGGGUUACUAUGGGCAGUACCCCUAUGGGUACUAUCCUAAAUCUUGCCAAGGCGUCCAUGAGAGGCCGCCAUAUUGCUCAUGUGGCAGCAGCCACGGGCAAAACCACUAUGGCCAGCAAUCGGCCGGGUUCUUCAGCGAGGAGGACUCUACCUGCACGGUCAUGUAGGAAGAUCUAGAUAUGACAAAGGCACCGGUCUCAAUUGAAGAUCUGAAAUAAAGUCUUUAGUUAUGCUGGAUCAGCAGGCGUCACGCGGUGGUGCUGGUUCAGAUUGUUAGUGAUGUUCCUGAUCUGUAUGAGACCCAACUUUUUAAUUAUUUUUUCUCUUUUUUAUAUCAUUGGAACAUUAUAACCAUCGACCGGAAAGAUUAGAUCCAUCAAAUAUAGACUUCUUCCUUAGCAACCGAGUUAGCUCAUGGGUUGAGACACAUAAUAAGUCUUAGUCAGUUCUUGUGUCUGCUUCUUUAGGCACUUAUAUGGAUCCCAAUGAUAAAUAAAUGAGUUCUGAAGUCGAGAAAGGAUCGGAACAAAAUAUAUAGAAUGUAUAUGAAGUAGGAGUUAUGUCUGAUCUUUGUUAAUCCAAUAAAAAAAGAAAGUACAUAUA
Messenger RNA from Nymphaea colorata (pocket water lily), 1229 nucleotides. RefSeq lists its product as uncharacterized. Gene Ontology annotation, molecular function: metal ion binding. The record is from RefSeq and is a predicted model, not a curated record. The coding region runs from base 125 to 793 and encodes 222 amino acids. Gene Ontology annotation, biological process: regulation of defense response to fungus. The transcript has 3 exons. NCBI's taxonomy places the organism in Eukaryota, Viridiplantae, Streptophyta, Magnoliopsida, Nymphaeales, Nymphaeaceae.